AUGGUCUCGUGUAAACUAGCUUUGGGACUUUUGGCGUCAGGCGCGAUCGCCAAAGCCGCCCAGACUUUCCAAGUGGCCCUCGACUACCAACAAACGCUGGGCGUUUGGUACUAUUUCCGUGAGAAUAACGAUCUCGUGGAAGUCUCGCCCAAUAACCAGGGUCUCGCCGUCACAGUGAACUCGGACUCGAAUGUGUGCGACAUCCUGCGCUCCGGCAUGAUCGUCGUUAAACCAGACGACAGCACUUCCAACACGCUGGUCACGUGGAACCAGUACGAAGUGUUCCAUUUGGACGACUCCGAGGGCCAGGAGCUCACAUGGACCAGCACCGCCGUGCAGCAAGCGUGCUCGGGCGGCUCUGCGUCCCUCUCCUCCACCACCAACACUCUCAGCACCACCUUGACCGCAGGCAGCUCAAGCUCCGUGGGUGCGUCGUCGUCCUUCUCCGGUACCACCGUCAGCGCUGGCGGCUCCUCUUCGACCUUUGGCACUGCCUCCGGCACCUACACCGGCACCUCUCCUCUGUCGACUAUCAUUGUCAACACUGGAACUGCCAUCCAAUCCUCGUUGAUGAGUUCUGCGUCUGGCUCCGUGACGCCUUCAACCGUCACCUCCUCCUCGUCCUCUUCAUCCGCUGCCUCUGGCCAGUACACUUACUCGGUGGUCACUAUCACUGAAAGUGGAACCGUAACUUCCUACACCACUUACUGCCCUGUUUCCACGAUUCCAACAUCCUCUACGAAACUGCAAACUUCCGUUGUCACUGCUACUGAAAACGGUAUUACCAGCAUCUACACCACCACUUUCCCGGUGUCGACUAUUGCUGCUUCUUCCGCUCUUACAACCUCGGUUGUAACCACUACAAUCAGUGGUGUGGAGACCAUCUACACCACCACUUGUCCUUUAAGUGGCACUGCCACCGGUGCCCCAGUUGCCACUGGUUCUACUGGUCCCGUCGGCUCCACCACCUCUGUUGUUACUGCUACAAUCAGCGGUGUUGAGACUAUCUACACCACCACCUGUCCACUAAGUGCUACGGCCACCGGUGCCCCAGCCACCACUGGUUCCGCUGGCUCCACCACUUCUGUUGUCACUACCACUGUGAGCGGUGUCGAAACCAUUUACACCACAACUUGUCCUCUAAGUGGUGCGACUACCGAGGCACCAACUGCAACUGGUUCUGCUAUUCCCGUCGGCUCCACCACUUCUGUCGUUACUGCCACCGUCAGCGGCGUUGAAACCAUCUACACUACCACUUGCCCACUUUCUGCAACUCCUACUGUCAUCACUACUUCUCCAAACGGAGGAAUUGCCACAACCUUCACAAGCUUUGUCGCAACUUCCCCUGCUUCCGGUGUACCAGUAACUUCGGCUGUGACUACCGUUGUGCACCCAACAACCAUUGUGAGCACCGUUGUUUCCUGUGGUGGAGGCAAAUGCCAGGCUAGCGAGAUCUCGACUGUCUCGCAGGCCACUUCAGUGAUCGUCACCACCGAGAGCAGCACUGUUAGCAGCGCUGUUCCAACCACUAGUGGCUCACCUGUGUCCACCUCCACCGCCGCUGCCGCUGGUUCGGCCAAACCUUCUAGUACCACUGGCUUGUCGUCUGUUACCAUCAGUCAAUUCUCGACCGGUGGAGCCGCCAUUUCGAGCACAAAUGGUAUUUUGAUCGCCAUUGCUGCCAUCUUUGCCUCUAUUUUGUAA
This is a messenger RNA of Lachancea meyersii CBS 8951, 1704 nucleotides long. NCBI's taxonomy places the organism in Eukaryota, Fungi, Ascomycota, Saccharomycetes, Saccharomycetales, Saccharomycetaceae. The record is from the annotation of a GenBank genome assembly.